AUGCCAUCUCGCCCUUCUCCGCCUGAUAUUCCGCCGCUUCCGACGACGACAAUUCACCACCGUUUUCAGACACUCCCGCUUAUCAUCGCCGGUUCACUGACUUUAACCGGAGUUCUACUCAUCCUCUUCACUAUACUUCUAUACCGGAGACUAUACCGGAACCGUACCGCUCCUUCAGAUCUUAUCUCAAAAUCUCCUCAACACUACCAAUGUCGACGAUUCUCUUACACUCAGCUCCGUCGCGCAACGAACUCGUUCGCCGAGUCGACUCAGCUCGGCCAUGGCGGAUUUGGGUCGGUUUACAAAGCUGAUUUCCCGAGUGGCGACUCACUCGCCGUCAAAGUUAUGGAUUCCUCUUCUGGGUCUUUACAAGGCGAGCGUGAGUUUCAUAACGAGCUUUCUCUCUCCUCUCACUUGAUGGGCUCGCCUUAUAUCGUCUCUCUCCUCGGAUUCUCCUCCGAUCGUCGUGGCCGGAGUCUUGUACUCGUCUAUGAGCUUAUGGCUAAUCGGAGUUUACAAGACGCGCUUUUGGAUCGGAAAUGUGAAGAGCUUAUGGAUUGGAACAAGAGAUUUGAGAUUGCGACUGAUAUUGCAAAAGGGAUCGAGUUUCUUCAUCAUUGUUGUGAUCCUUUAAUCAUUCAUGGUGAUAUUAAGCCUAGUAAUAUCCUUCUCGAUUCUGAUUUCAAAGCCAAAAUCGGAGAUUUCGGUCUCGCUAGGGUAAAGUCUGAAGAUUUAGUUAAUGGUAAUGAAUCUAGGAUUAUGAUUGAGGAAGAAGAUAAGAGAAAUGAUGUUGUUGAAGAUAACGGGUCGAUUCUUGAGGAGACUGAGAGUGUGAUUACUGUGUUUGAAGAAGGUAAUGUUCUGAAUCUCUCGCCGGAAAAUUGUGGAAUUAGCGUCUUGACGGAGACGGAAGCAUCACCGGAGAAUUGUGCAGUUAGUGUCUUGACGGAAGUAGAAGCAUCUCCUGGACCGGAAUCAUCGAUAGUAUCGCGAUUAUCGCCGGAGGUGGGUUUGGAAACAAUGAGUGUGGAGAGUAGUAAGCAAAAAGUUGGUUCGAAGAGAGAUUGGUGGUGGAAACAGGACAACAAUGGUGGAAACAGAGGAGGGAUUGAAUCAGGGAGUGUGAAGGAUUACGUAAUGGAAUGGAUUGGGAGUGAGAUUAAGAAAGAGAGACCUGACAGUAACAAGGAAUGGAUCAAAAAUGGUGAUGGUAUUGACACUUGGUUUCAUCGAGACGAUGAUGCUUCCUCUGUUCAUGAGCAGAAUCAUAACCCUGCAAAGCGGAAGAAGAGGAAUAGUAUAGAUUGGUGGGUAGAUGAGUUAAGCGGCGAGCUCAAAUCGGUCAUGGGAAGAAAAAACAGUCAAGAUUCUGGUUUGUGGUGUGAUGUGAAUGUUCAGAAGAGCGGUGGAGUAAGUAGCACACCGAGUAUGAGAGGUACGGUGUGCUACAUUGCGCCAGAAUGUGGCGGUGGAGGUGUGUUGUCUGAGAAAUGUGAUGUUUAUAGUUUUGGGGUUCUGCUUUUGGUUCUUGUCUCGGGUAGACGGCCAUUGCAGGUGACUGCAUCGCCAAUGUCGGAGUUUGAAAGGGCUAAUUUGAUAUCAUGGGCUAAGCAAUUAGCUUGCAAUGGUAAAUUGUUGGAGUUAGUUGAUAAAUCUAUUCAUUCUUUGGAGAAAGAGCAAGCGGUUCUAUGUAUUACUAUUGCAUUGUUGUGUUUGCAAAGAUCUCCGGUUAAGAGACCGACGAUGAAGGAGAUUGUUCAGAUGCUUUCGGGUGCGUCUGAGCCACCACAUUUGCCGUUUGAGUUCUCUCCCUCGCCGCCUAUGGGUUUUCCGUUUAAGUCAAGGAAGAAAGCACGGUGA
This is a messenger RNA of Arabis nemorensis, 1860 nucleotides long. Lineage: Eukaryota; Viridiplantae; Streptophyta; Magnoliopsida; Brassicales; Brassicaceae. The record is from the annotation of a GenBank genome assembly.